This is a messenger RNA of Vitis riparia (riverbank grape), 1633 nucleotides long. RefSeq names its product 21 kDa protein-like. The transcript has a single exon. Bases 740 to 1339 code for a protein of 199 amino acids. NCBI's taxonomy places the organism in Eukaryota, Viridiplantae, Streptophyta, Magnoliopsida, Vitales, Vitaceae. The record is from RefSeq and is a predicted model, not a curated record. Gene Ontology annotation, biological process: negative regulation of catalytic activity. Gene Ontology annotation, molecular function: enzyme inhibitor activity.
AUUAACUUUUGUUUUUGUAUUGAAGCUUAGAACUAUCUAGAAAGCCUUGGCAAGUGAUUGAGAUAUCAAUGCACACAAUGCGAUGGCUCUUUUUAUUGAACUCACACUCCCUAGAUCUCCCAACAUCAUGAAAAUCUCGCCUUGUUCGCCUCCAUCUUGUCUAUGACUGAUCGAUUGGUUAUGUUUGCAUGAAAACUUUAGUUCAUUAACAGGGCAAGUGGUUUGUCCAACUUUCUCAAUCUACAUUCUAAUUGCAACUUGCUUGAAAGAAAAUAUUUUAUUAGACUCGUAAGGAUUGGUAAUUGCUUGACGCAACACCUCAAUUUCCAUAUAUUUUUGAUAGGCUUGGUUGGCAAAUUUCGCAUUAAUUAUGUUUUUGUGCCAGACCCAAUAAAAAAUUCUUCUUGUUAAGCUGCUAGGGAGCACAUUGUGGUUAAAGGGGUUGGGCAUGUGUUUAUCACUAAGAAAGGUAUUAUUCUGUUCAGUGGCUGAGAAAAUGUAGAGAGAAGAAAUUUUGAAAGCUUACAAGUGUUUGCACGAAAUAGAGAGCAUAAAGAUAAAAUAUUUCAAUAGCUGCAAAGAGAAACUAAAAGAUAGAAAGCAGGAGAACUAAGGCACGUGACAUCCUUUAAUUUAACCUUGAAGGAAGAUAAAUGACUUCCUUUAGACUCCCUUAUAUAGAGAUUCCAAGCUCUUUUUCUCUCCAUCCUUAUCCAGCCCAUCUCUAUCCUUCCAAAUCAUGGCAAAGCUUGGCCUUUCCCUGCUACUUGUCUGCUCUAUUCUUCACAUGGUUGGCACGGUGGACUCUGCGGCUGCCAGAAACUCUGCUGCCACAAGCUUCAUUAAGGCCUCAUGCAGGGUCACUCGGUAUCCUGUGCUAUGUUUUCAGUGCCUUUCAGGCUAUGCCAGCACAAUUCGACAGAGUGACCGACAGUUGGCUCUAACUGCUUUGUCAGUGAGCCUAUCCAGGGCUAGAUCCGCCACCGUGUUUGCCUCCAAGCUGACUAAGGUUAGGGGACUCAAGCCUAGAGAGCACGAAGCAGUGAAAGACUGCAUAGAGAACAUGGCUGAUACUGUAGACAGGUUAAGCCAUUCGGUCCAGGAGCUUGGCCGCACUGGGAAAGCAGUGAGCCAGGACUUCAUGUGGCAUAUGAGCAAUGUCCAGACCUGGGUCAGCGCCGCCCUCACCGACGAAAACACUUGCCUCGACGGCUUUGCGGGGCGCGUCAUGGAGGGAAAUGUGAAGACUGCCGUUAGGCGCAAGGUCAUCGACGUGGCACAAGUCACUAGCAAUGCCCUUGCAUUGAUCAAUCGCUUCGCUGCGAAACCAAGGCAUUAGAUUUGGUGUUGAGACUUGAGAGAGGAGUCAGCUUGCUGCUUUUAUGUGUGAAUACUACAUGUUAUGCCUAAGGUUUGUACCAUGAAGCCGGUUUAGAUUUAGCGUUGGAGAUUCUGUGCUUGCUAGCUUGUGUGUGGGUGUGUACUAAUACACGAUCUCUCUCAAUCAAGGCUUGUAACUGGCUCUGUUCUUCUUGUAUAAAAUGAGGUGGUUUUGUUUGUGAGAAAAUGAUGGGUUCACCCCACUGUUAGGCCAAAUUCCUCUCGGUAUCAUAUAAUAUUAUAUCCAUAUGAA